Penicillium atrosanguineum is the source of this 1404-nucleotide messenger RNA. RefSeq lists its product as uncharacterized. Gene Ontology annotation, molecular function: zinc ion binding. The record is from RefSeq and is a predicted model, not a curated record. Lineage: Eukaryota; Fungi; Ascomycota; Eurotiomycetes; Eurotiales; Aspergillaceae. Bases 1 to 1404 code for a protein of 467 amino acids. The transcript is spliced from 3 exons. Gene Ontology annotation, cellular component: nucleus.
AUGUCGUACGCCGUCGAAUCGAAGAAGCGCAAAUUCCACCGAGUACUAGAGUCGAUUUCUAAACCACUCUCAUCCGAGAAUACGGCGAAACAGCCGACACCGAAGCCCGCGCCGGCCGCUGCGGCGCGCAAUCACCUCCCCGGUGAUCUUUCCAUCAAGAAGGUCCGAUUAAGCAGUAAUGAUAAAUCCGACUUUGCAUCCGUUCGAAGUUCCAUUCUGAAGACUUCGCUUCCAUCCGCACGAGUUUCAUCGACCUCUUCCUCCAAGCGCCCGACUUUCGUGCCUUGGGACCGCGAACGCUUCUUGGAGCGGCUUGAGACCUUUCGCCGUGUCGACCGAUGGACAACAAAGCCAUCACCGAUAAACGAAGUACAAUGGGCCAAGCGCGGAUGGAUCUGCACAGAUGUCAUGCGCGUGAGCUGCGUCAGUGGUUGCGGCGGCUCCGUCGUGGUCAAGGUACCGGAUGAGAUCGACGAGCUUGAUGGAUAUGAUGCCGAGAAGGUCCAGGAACGAAAACAAGUCCGCAUGAAACUUGUGGAGGAAUACGAGAAGCUCUUGAAAGAAGCGCAUGGCGAGAAUUGCCCGUGGCGCAACAAGAGCUGUGAUGCAACCAUUCAACAUCUGCCUUUAACGAACCCAGACACCGCCAUCGCCGGGCUCCGGGAACGCUACCUUGGCAUCGCGAAGUUGGGCGAUAAACUACCGGCCGACGACGUUAUACAAGCCCCUGAAGGAUUCGAUAUCGAAGCAUUAAUAAAGGUUUUGCCUGAAGAUUGGUCAACAGAUGCCAAGAAUCCGUCGGAUACGAACACAGCGGAAGGAAACGCUGCUGGUGACCAAGAAGAAGCUUCACAACCGUCGACCCCGACACCAGCAGUGACAAUUUCAAAAUCUGCUGCCCGCUCAACACAGCAUAUCAAUCGAGCAGCAUUCGCGCUGGCUUUCUUCGGCUGGAACGCAGUAGCCGAUGCAGCUGCUGGUCUAGUUGGCUGCAAGGCAUGUUUUCGUCGCCUAGGUCUCUGGAUGUACAAGCCGAAGGAAAACGGGGAUGUCACUGUCUACUCGUCGUUGGAGGUGGCUACCGAGCAUAUGGAAUACUGUCCCUGGAUUGAUCGCCUCGCUCAAAGCGGAACAGGCCGAGCCAGUGAGAAGCCGGAAGAGUUACGCAGUGGCUGGGAGGCCGUGUCAGAAGCUCUCCGGGUGAAGCACCGCCGGCAUAUUCGGUCUACGGCAUUUGAUUCGCCACGCACUGAAAGGAGUACCUCUCCGGUGGAGACAUUCGGCGGUGAAGUGGACGAAGAGAAGAAGAAGAAGGCCGAUCGCGAAUGGUGGGCAAAGAUUCGGCGUAUGCGGCAGGUUUUGACGCCCAAGACUCCGCGCCACAACUCUACCAACUCUAAGUGA